Molecule: messenger RNA, 1352 nt
Organism: Nelumbo nucifera (sacred lotus)
Lineage: Eukaryota; Viridiplantae; Streptophyta; Magnoliopsida; Proteales; Nelumbonaceae
Source: RefSeq, a predicted model, not a curated record
UGCAACUGUGCAGGUGCCACCUCAGAAAAUUACUUCUCUUUAAAUUGGAUCAUGUAUAGUAGCAGAAAAUAUAAAGUCUUGCUUUACAAUCUUGCAUAGCAGAGAUCCUCCUCUCUUUCUCUUUGUAUGCGUCUGCGUUUCUGUGGAAGCUUUAAGAGGGAGAGCAGAGUGGAAAUAUGGGUUCAGGAACCAGCACCUUUGUGAUCAGAUGGAUCAACUUUCUCACCAUGCUACUGGCAAUAGCUGUUAUUUGUUUUGGGGUUUGGAUGAGUACUCACCACGAUGGCUGUCGAAAGUCGCUCACUCUCCCUGUUCUGGCCCUUGGUGGUUUCAUUCUUGUCAUAUCUUUGAUUGGGUUUAUGGGCGCAUUGAAGAACAUCUCCAUAUUGCUAUGGAUAUAUCUAGUGUUGUUGUGCUUGAUCUUGGUCGGGAUUCUGGUCUUCACAGUAUUAGCGUUCAUUAUAACAAAUAAUGGAUCUGGACAUUCUGUAGCUGGUCUGAGGUACAAGGAGUAUCAACUUCGGGAUUACAGUUCUUGGUUUCUAAAACAAUUGAAUAACACAAAGAACUGGGCACACUUGAAGAGCUGUCUUGUGAAAUCUGAAGACUGCAAUAACCUUCCCAAGAAAUAUAAGACACUUAAACAAUAUAAAAUGGCCAAGCUGACCCCAAUUGAGGCUGGUUGUUGUCGACCACCAUCUGAGUGCGGCUACCCUGCCAUAAAUGCUUCUUACUAUGACUUGAGCUUUCAUCCAAUCAGUUCUAACAAUGACUGUAGACUCUACAAAAAUUCCCGAACCAUUAAGUGCUACAGUUGUGAUUCUUGCAAGGCUGGAGUUGCACAAUACAUGAAAACUGAAUGGAGAGUGGUUGCAAUAUUUAAUGUGAUUCUGUUUGUUGUUUUGGUAAGGACUUCCUCUAGCAUGAAAAUCAAUAAAAACCUUUCUUUCUCCAUGGUACCAGUCAAUUAUCUACUUUGUUGGAUGCUGCGCAAGAAGAAAUGCUGCCAGGAGUCGUUCAUCCAAGGUUUGAAAAUGGACUGUGCUUCCGAUCUGUCUUAUCAUUGAAGGGGAUUGGCACUAAUUUGUAGACAUUCUGAGGGUAAAGGGCAAGUGAAAUGCAUUAUGGAAUGCCAAACGUGAAAGAAAUGGAGAGAGAAGAAGAAACAAGAUAUCUGGAAUAUUGGUGUUCCUUAUACGAUUACACAGUUGUAAACGGAAGCCUUGUGUGCACUCUGAACCAUCUGACUCUGAGUUUGGUUGUAGGGUGUAUCUAAAGAUAUUUCAUGGGAACACUGAUCCACCGGUGGAGCCUUUUUAUUUAUUUUUGAUGCAUCACCAUUCACCAGUGGA